GUUCCACUUCCACACUUUCACGUUCUGGUUCAGUUCUCAAUGAAACCAUUCUAACAUGGGACUGGUAACUGUUCUUCAGCUUCAACUGCAGCCAUCAUUAUCGUUCUCCCUUGAUUUUGGUGGAAGGUUUUCAUGCUCCUCAACCUCAAACUCCACACUUCUAAGGGUUUCUGUCAAGUGCUCUGCUCUUUCAACACCGUUAUCGUUAGGCCAAAUUGCAAUGAAUUGUACUGAGGCUGUGAAAGGUGAGAAGGGAAAUGAAGUGGAGUCAACUAAUAUACUGGAAUUCAUUGACCAAUGUACAAACACAAUGCAGCUAAAGCAAAUACAUGCUCACAUGCUCCGCACAUCCCGCUUUUGUGAUCCAUAUACUGCCAGCAAAUUGCUGACUGCUUAUGCUAUCUCAUCAUGCUCUUGCCUCAUAUAUGCUAAAAAUGUGUUUAAUCAAAUCCCGCAACCAAAUCUCUAUUGUUGGAACACCCUUAUUCGUGGAUAUGCCUCCAGCUCAGACCCUACUCAGAGUUUCUUGAUUUUUUUACAUAUGCUACAUUCCUGUUCAGAAUUCCCAAACAAAUUCACUUUCCCCUUUCUCUUCAAGGCAGCCUCGCGGCUCAAAGUUCUGCAUCUUGGAAGCGUUUUACAUGGAAUGGUUAUUAAGGCAUCCUUGUCUUCAGACUUGUUCAUACUGAAUUCGCUGAUAAAUUUCUAUGGUUCAAGUGGGGCACCGGAUUUGGCUCAUAGAGUUUUCACCAACAUGCCAGGAAAAGAUGUCGUUUCUUGGAAUGCUAUGAUAAAUGCCUUUGCACUUGGGGGCUUGCCUGAUAAGGCAUUGCUUUUGUUUCAGGAAAUGGAGAUGAAAGAUGUGAAACCAAAUGUUAUCACAAUGGUUAGUGUUCUUUCAGCUUGUGCAAAGAAGAUAGACUUGGAAUUUGGAAGGUGGAUCUGUUCAUAUAUUGAAAACAAUGGGUUUACUGAGCACUUGAUUUUGAAUAACGCAAUGCUUGACAUGUAUGUUAAAUGCGGUUGUAUUAAUGAUGCAAAAGAUUUGUUUAAUAAGAUGUCAGAGAAAGAUAUUGUUUCUUGGACGACAAUGCUUGACGGUCAUGCCAAAUUAGGAAAUUAUGAUGAGGCUCACUGUAUAUUUGAUGCAAUGCCUCAUAAAUGGACUGCUGCAUGGAAUGCCCUGAUCUCUGCAUAUGAACAGAAUGGAAAGCCUAGGGUGGCUUUGUCACUCUUCCAUGAAAUGCAGCUCAGUAAGGAUGCAAAACCAGAUGAAGUUACUCUUAUUUGUGCAUUGUGUGCUAGUGCCCAGUUGGGGGCAAUUGAUUUUGGUCACUGGAUUCAUGUAUACAUAAAGAAGCAUGACAUUAAUCUAAACUGUCAUUUAGCAACCUCUCUCCUUGAUAUGUAUGCUAAAUGUGGAAAUCUAAAUAAGGCGAUGGAGGUGUUUCAUGCAGUAGAAAGGAAAGAUGUGUAUGUUUGGAGUGCCAUGAUUGGUGCUCUGGCGAUGUACGGGCAAGGGAAAGCAGCCUUAGAUUUGUUCUCAAGCAUGUUAGAAGCUUAUAUCAAGCCAAAUGCUGUGACAUUUACAAACAUAUUGUGUGCUUGUAACCAUGCAGGACUGGUCAAUGAGGGAGAGCAACUUUUUGAACAAAUGGAACCAUUAUACGGUAUUGUGCCUCAAAUACAACACUACGUUUGCGUGGUUGACAUAUUUGGACGUGCAGGUCUUCUGGAAAAAGCUGCAUCAUUCAUAGAGAAGAUGCCAAUACCACCAACUGCUGCUGUGUGGGGAGCUUUGCUCGGGGCCUGUAGUCGCCAUGGAAAUGUCGAGCUUGCUGAACUUGCUUAUCAGAAUCUACUUGAAUUAGAACCUUGUAACCAUGGAGCCUUUGUCCUUUUAUCAAAUAUAUAUGCUAAAGCAGGGGACUGGGAGAAAGUUUCCAAUCUAAGAAAGCUUAUGAGAGAUUCUGAUGUGAAGAAAGAACCUUGGUGUAGCUCAAUCGAUGUUAAUGGUAUUGUGCAUGAGUUUCUGGUGGGUGAUAACUCCCAUCCUUUUUCUCAAAAAAUCUACUCAAAGUUGGAUGAAAUUUCAGAAAAGUUUAAGCCAAUUGGUUACAAACCAGACAUGUCUAACCUUUUGCAACUUAGUGAAGAAGAUAACUUAAUGGAGCAGUCCCUGAAUGUUCAUAGCGAAAAAUUGGCAAUAGCUUUUGGACUUAUUAGCACUGCAUCGUCUCAACCGAUUCGAAUAGUGAAGAAUAUUCGCAUUUGUGGAGACUGCCAUGCCUUUGCUAAACUUGUUUCUCAACUUUAUGAUAGAGAUAUAUUGUUGAGAGACCGCUAUCGUUUCCAUCAUUUCAGAGGAGGGAAAUGCUCAUGCCUGGAUUAUUGGUGAGUUAUGCAAUGUUUCACAAUGUAUAGAUGGAGGAGAAUGGAGGAAAAGAGGUGGAAGAAGAUUUUCAUUUCCUAAGUAGGAUAAUUUUAAAAUGUUGAAGCUAAGCCAGCAUGUUUCGUCCAAAGGAAAUAGCUAAUGACAAGUGGUAAAUUAUGUUAAUGAUUAAGGGUUAAUUGCUUA
Glycine soja is the source of this 2578-nucleotide messenger RNA. RefSeq names its product pentatricopeptide repeat-containing protein At2g29760, chloroplastic. The transcript has 3 exons. The coding region runs from base 56 to 2398 and encodes 780 amino acids. The record is from RefSeq and is a predicted model, not a curated record. Lineage: Eukaryota; Viridiplantae; Streptophyta; Magnoliopsida; Fabales; Fabaceae. Gene Ontology annotation, biological process: RNA modification. Gene Ontology annotation, molecular function: RNA binding; zinc ion binding; protein binding.